AUGGUUGACUGUGAUGUCAACUUAUUGGUCCACAAACCGAUGAUCACUUCUUGUCGAGGGAGAUUCUUCUGUCAGUCCACCAAGGCUGUUAUGGGGCUGCUGCUUCCAAAACUCACAAUCAUCGAAUGUGUCUGCUUGCCAUCCUGGGUUCUUUGCUUAGCAAACGCGGCCCGAUCCUUGCAGAUUCGUGCAUUCACCUCAUCUGUCACACUGCAAUCAGAACUAAUACAACUUCCAAGGUACUUAAAACGCUCCACAACUUCCAGUACCUCUCCCUGGGUUGUAAGGGGCGUGUUCAGUGACUGCACGUCCGCAAGCAUGACCUUACACUUUGUGGGUGCAAAGUGCAUACCAAAGGACGGGAUGACUUUGGUCAGUUCAUCCAAGAAUACUUGCGCCUUCUCCUCCUCUUCGAACAUGAGAACGAUGUCGUCUGCAUAUUCCAGAUCGACAAGGUUUUCUUCACUGGCUAUUUGA
Opisthorchis viverrini is the source of this 477-nucleotide messenger RNA. RefSeq lists its product as hypothetical. The record is from RefSeq and is a predicted model, not a curated record. Lineage: Eukaryota; Metazoa; Platyhelminthes; Trematoda; Opisthorchiida; Opisthorchiidae. The transcript has 2 exons. The coding region runs from base 1 to 477 and encodes 158 amino acids.